CAACGUAGACCCUGCAUGUCGGAGCUGUGGAGCAUCAGUGCUUAAAAAAUACAGGAUAUCUAUAGCAUUAAAAUAAUCUUGUUUGAUUUUACCGAUGUGGACAAAAUGUGUCCCAUGUACCGCAACGUUGGGCUUUUGCAUCGGAGUGUACAUGCGCCACUUAAGAUCUUUUUUACUUUCACAGUGAUUUUUAAAUGUGUAAUUGAACGCAAUUUGUUGUAGUUGUUUGAGCAGCGCAGUGACAGACAGUUGCGUUAUGCGUUUCGAGCGAAACCUCGGAUGUAACAAAAGACAAUUCCAUGUGUUCCCAACCCCAAAGAUGAUGAGGAGUUUACGAAGACUGGUGCAUUUGGUUCUGUUUUGCCCCAUGUCAAAAGGAUUGCAGAGCCGCCUGCCUGCUAUCAAAGUGAAGUACCUCUUCCUGGCCUGGCUGGGGAUUUUUGUCGGGAGCUGGGCUGUCUACAUGCAUUAUUCAUCGUACUCGGAGCUCUGCCGUGGCCAUGUCUGUCAAAUGAUAAUCUGUGACCACUACAGAAGGGGCAUCAUCUCUGGGUCCUCCUGCAAAGCUCUCUGUGAGGAAAACACGCUGAUAUUACAACACUGCCUAUCCUCAACACCCACACACCAGGUCUACAGCGGAGCCUGGAAGGAGAAGCCGGUUAUUAUCAAGUGUGGUAUUGAAGAGACUCUAAGGGGCGAUGGCAGCCCUGAUUCUGUACCCAGGAAAGAGAUGACACUCUUUGAUAAACCAACCAGAGGGACCUCCAUGGAUGAAUUUCGAGAAAUGCUCCACAGUUUCCUGAGGUCCAAUCUUGGUGAGCAGCCAUCUCUGGGGAGCCUGGUGGGCCGCGUUAUUUCUCUGGCAGAUGUCAAUCAGGAUGGGAAGGUGUCCCUGGCUGAGGCCAAGUCAGUGUGGGCGCUACUGCAGGUCAACGAGUUCCUACUCAUGGUGGCGCUCCAGGAAAAAGAGCACACCCCCAGGCUGCUGGGUUUUUGUGGUGACCUGUAUGUGACUGAGCAAGUGGCUCACAGCUCCCUCUACAGGCUGGAGGUUCCCCGCUAUCUGCAGCCACUAGUCCCUUCAGCCCUGCACUCUAGUGUUAACCAGUGGCUGGCUCCAGCCUGGCCUCGGAGGGCCAAGAUCACUAUUGGGCUGCUGGAAUUUGUGGAAGAGGUCUUCCACGGCUCCUAUGGGAGCUUCUUCAUGUGUGAUGCUAGCCCCCGGCACAUUGGCUACAACAGUAAAUAUGACUGCAAGAUGGCGGACCUGCGAAGUGUGGCUUCUGAAAUGUCUGUGCGGGGAUUCCUGAAGGGCCGGCGCUGCGAGCAUAACAGUGAUUGCACUUAUGGCAAGGACUGCAUGGCCACUUGCGACAAGCUGGUCAAACAGUGCAACACGGAAGUGGUGCAGCCCAACCUGGCCAAGGUAUGCCAUCUCCUACAGGACUUCCUGCUCUUUGGCGCUCCGCCUGACCUCAGGGAAGACCUGCAAAAGCAGCUAAGAACUUGUGUCACCCUAAGUGGCCUGGCCAGCCAGAUGGAGGUGCAUCAUUCUUUGGUCCUCAACAAUCUCAAAACCCUGCUAUGGAAGAAGAUUUCCAAUACCAAGUAUUCCUGAAGGAAGGCCUGUGAGGGACCUGUCAUGGAAUAUUGAAGGAUUCCUUCUAUUGCAGAGGGGUGGGCAGAUAUAUUCAUUAAUACUAGUUAUGUUCUCUUGAGGUUCUAGAGCUCCAGAAGCCAAGCUUUUUUUCAAAGGCCCAGUUUAAUUUUCUAGCUCAGGACUAAAUGCUGUUGGGGCCCUUAUUUGAACAGUUUUUUAAAAGUAAUGUAGUGCUGAAGUUCUGUUGAUUUAUAUGUGGCCAGUCUUAUUCAGUACUGUUUAAUACUGAAGGAGGUAUUGCAUCUGGCUGGUAGGGAACUUCUAGGAAGUAUGAGACAGACCACAAAUGUGUCAUCUAUUGUCCUUAAAUAGAUUGCUUUUCAAGUUUUGUUUUGCCUUCAAGCUGGUUCUCUUUUGCUAAAUCCUUCACAUUCUCAGGGUCUGUUGUAUGCUGCUGAAGAGACAAAAGCAUGGUAUUUUGUAAGGUGGUUAAGAGUUAUGGAAUGGAACUGCCUUUUGUGAAGCAUUUACAAAUUCAAGACAUCCAUGCAUUUUUAGUCACUUCUUUAUCCUUAGAAUGUUAUGGUGAGUCAGCCGUUCUGACAGAGUGGGACUACACCCUGAUACUAGUAUGCUAGUCCAUAGCAGGAUGCCGUCUAAAAGCAUUCAUUACCAUAAGGAGACAAGACAAAACAUAGACCUGUUCAACUAGGGGCUGAUCACUGUUAAAUGUCAAAGCGUUUCACAUAUAAAUCCUGCACUAUAGACCAAUUCACCCUGCAUUUGCCCCCAACAGAAAGCUGUUAAUGAACUGUUUAAGUAGUAAUGUUCUACUGGAUUUCUAGUUCUCAUUUGGGUGUGUCAGAAGAUCCAGUAAUCUUUCGUGUCCCUCAUGGUAUUGUGCAGAAGGGGGUUUCCUUUCUACAUGCAAUUAUUACAACCUCUUUUUCCAAGCAGAUUCUAUAGCAGAAACAACUACCCUUGUAUUAUAGUGCAUUGAUGUUAAUUAAUUUUAACCUAACCUAAUUUUAACCUAAAUAGAGGUUAGGUUUAUUAAGAACUAACCUUUUUAAAGAUUACUUUAUACAAACAAGCUGGCCGCACUAUUCUGCACAUCAGCAUCAGCUCAGAUGGGCAUUCAUUAAAAAAAUGGAGGCUUAAAUACAUCUGACAAUCCACUCUCAAAUCUGUUCUGGUGGCACUAACGAAUUAACAGAAAACUACAAUCUCAAGAAAAUGUGAAUACUUUUUUGCGGAUUUUUAAGUAAACAAAUAAUAAUUGUUAGUAAAUAUAACCGUGAUUCUCAUUUCAUGAAACUAACUCUACAAAAAAAGCUGCAGCAGGAAUCGGCAAAUCCAUUUUCCCCAGAUUUGAGUCCUGCAGGUGUUACCUUUCCAAAUCAGCACUAACAAAUAAUUAGGUAAAUUAAGUAAUUAAGAUCUUGAGAGGUAUAGAAACCAGAGGAUCUUCAAGGCUGAAGACUUGGUGUUGCCCAUCCCUGCUAUAAAUGCUGAUGACCAUUGUUUAUGAAAUCAAAACAUUUAGAGUGUGAUUUUGUAGUAAGUGGCCUGUUCCAACAAUUAUAUUGUACAAAACAGCAGAGAGAACAAUACAAAAAAAAAGGACAGAUUUUGUAUAAAACAAUAGUACACACCAGAGGAUGUAUGCAGGCUCAGCUGGACACAAAUGGUGGGCAUAUUGAACUGAUGUGGUGCCCUCCCAACACUAUGUUUGAGUACCCCAGUUUCAUUCCUCCCCAGAGUUGUCCUCACAACAUAUUUGAAUAGUCCUGUUAACUAAAACAGGAGAACAGUUAUUCUCCUGUUUUAGUGGGCCACCCAACUUUAAAAUCUUUUUUUGUGAACUGAAAUGAUUAAAUAUGGUCUUUGCCAGCAGGACUACCAAGCACAGCAAGAAUGAAGCCAGCGUUUCCACAGCACGACGAUUGCUCACCACUGGUCAGUUUUUAAAAUUUGUAGUUCAAAUGCAAGACUUGAAAUUCUUCUAAAUACAUUAUGCUUUUCUGAAGUGUCUUCAUUUGUAAAGGUUGUGCACAUUCCCAGUUACUCCCUUUGCUGUAUUAAAUGGACACAAGCAAUUUUAAUGCUUUUGUUUGGCUCUUACCCCA
Messenger RNA from Lepisosteus oculatus (spotted gar), 3729 nucleotides. RefSeq names its product divergent protein kinase domain 1B (gene dipk1b). NCBI's taxonomy places the organism in Eukaryota, Metazoa, Chordata, Actinopteri, Semionotiformes, Lepisosteidae. The record is from RefSeq and is a predicted model, not a curated record.